AUGACUUACGAGGAACUCACUGUGGAAAUUCUUGAUUGGACCAAUAAAGUUUUAUGCAACAAGAUGAUCCCCAUAGUGAAGGUGCAGUGGCAGCACCACACUCCAGAAAGGCAACGUGGGAGUUGGAGAGCCAUGCCAGUUGUUAAUCUUAAAACACCAACUCUCUGUCUUGUUGGGGCUCCUAGUGUGGGGAAGUCAUCCUUGGUUCGUGUACUUUCAACAAGGAAACCUAAGGUCUACAACUGUCCCUUUACAACUAGAGGAAUUCUGAUGGGUCACAUAACCUUGAACUACCAGUACUUUCAAGUGAUAGAUAUUCCUGACCUCCUAAAGAGAUGUGAUAAGGAUAGGAAUAAUUUGGAGAAGUUAACUCUUGCUAUACUCACACAUCUACUAAUAGUAGUGCUAUACAUGCAUGAUCUAUUUGGAGAAUAUGUGACCUCACUAGAUCAAUUUAAGAUAUCUAGAGAAUUUAGGGAGGGUUUUCCUAAUCAUCUGUGGCUUGAUAUCAUCUCAAAUUGUGAUCUACUUACUACAAGCACCUUACACUUGUUUGACAUAGAAGAUGGAGAUAUUGACCAUGUUGAAAUGGCACGGUGUCAAAAUAUAGGACUUGAUCGAGCAAGCCAUGUAUUAGUUAAGACUGCAAAAGGUCUUGAUGAGCUAAAGGAUAGGGUGUACAAACUGUUGAAUGCUCAAAUGAACAAGAUAAGAGGUCAAAAGAGGGACGAAGAUAACAAAUGA
Molecule: messenger RNA, 744 nt
Organism: Carica papaya (papaya)
Lineage: Eukaryota; Viridiplantae; Streptophyta; Magnoliopsida; Brassicales; Caricaceae
Source: RefSeq, a predicted model, not a curated record